UGGCGAGGGCGGCAUGAUGUCCGUGCGGGCGGCGGGGGCGGGCGAGGGCGGCGCCGAGGGUGAGCUGCUGGAGGAGGAGCUGACGCAGGUGGACAGGGUGCUGGAGGAGGCGCUGAAGGCCGUACAGCGCAAAAGUCACCUCGUCUUCAACCUCACCUCCAAGGAGUGGCUGAAGCACUUCGACAGGUUCCGCGAGGGCAUGGAGGAGGUGGAGCGGCGGUACCAGUGUGUGAUGGUGGCGGCGGUGCAGACCGUGAACGCUGUGGCUCACGGGCUGCGGGUCCUCAACGUGUUCAAGCCCCUGGCGGCACGCAAGUCUCUCUUCUCAGUGUUCUACGUGAUGAUCGACCACAUCCUUAACCUGUUCGACCGCGACCUUGAGGAGGUGGAGAAGGAGUACGUGUUCCGCUCCAUGAAGGUCGGAGGCGAGGGGUUCCACUACUCCAAGAUGGCGCGCUGGGCAGCGGACACACGCAAGAAGUUAGAGCAGGAAGUUAACCUGCUCAAGAACCAGUCCUGGCUGCCGUACUACCCGCGGCUGGACUCCAUCUAUCAGCGGUGGGGCCGCACGGUGGUGCUGCUGCGGGGCGUAGUCUCCAACAUGUACGCCGCCUGGAUAGCCUCCCUGGAGCCCAACUCGUCCAGACGCCUCCUGGAGCCCAUCUUCAGGUGGCGCCCGGCAGGCAUCCAGAGCCUCCAGGACAACUUUGAUGAGCAGCUGUACAAAAACCUCGAGGAGGCCGGGACGUGGAAGGCCAUGGGCUAUGACAUCCCGGACAGCAUUAGUCCAAUAUUCGCCGAGGUCGCUAUUUACAAGGACCUAAAAAAGAAGGUAACAGAGUGCGCCAACGGGUUCAACACCUUCAUGUCGAGGGUGUCCCGCGACGAGGCGCAGAUGUUCGAGAGUCAGAUCCAGACGGCCGUCAAGACCUUCUUCCCCGGGCUGUCUGCUGUGACGUGGGUGCAGCGCGACGCGGCAGCCGCCCUGCUGACCCGCUGCACCGUGGUAGUGCGGUGCAUGCAGGAGCAGGUGACGCAGUACCUGGCGGUAAAUCAGGACCUGUCGGCGGUGCUGCUCAAGACCAAGGAAAUGACACUCUACAAACGAGACGACGCCACGGUGUACGAGGACGACGGCUUCCAGGAGGACCUCAGUACACAGCUGCACGCGGGCUCCGAGGGCGUGAAGUCCAAGUUCCGGCAGAUAGAGGAGAUCCUGGACUCCCUGCACCAGAAGCUCCUUAGCAAGGCGAGCGCGAAGGCCGAGGAGGCCUGGCUCGCCUACGUCACCAGGAUCGACAACCUCUUCCUGGACUGCCAGCGGGAGGUUCUGCGGCGGUCCCUCCUUUCCUUCGAGGGGAUGCUGAUGGGCUCCCGCAGCUGCCCAACGGAGAAGCUGACGCCUGUGUUCACCAUCACCAUCCAGCUCGUCGAUAACCGCAUCGUGUGCCGGCCCUCCGUCAAGCAGGUGCAGCAGCUCGUCACCACGCUGGAGACGCAGUUCUCCGAGAGUUUAGGGAAGAUCCCUUGUCUCCUGAGGCGCUUUGCCCUGGACAAGGCCAAGGCUCAUGCCCACCUGCCGACCCUGGAGGACAAGCUGUGCAGGCGUCUGCAGGCCAAGCUAACGAGCGAGUUCGAGGCACAAGUCAAGGACCUGAAGCAGCGGCUGGAGGAGUGGCAGGCCUACCGGGAUCUGUGGGAGGUGAACAAGCAGGAGUUCUUUGACCACUACCUCGCCAAGGCCAACUCAGUCUACAUCUUUGAGACGGACAUCAUGACCUUUGAGAAGAAACUGAGGGAAAUAGAGAACAUUGAAGAUCACAUGAAGGUCGGCACAUUUUAUGUCAGUUCUGAGACUCUAAAGGAACAGCUGACCACGCUCUGCAAGUCAUGGGUGGCCGACUUUGAAAAGAAUCUCUUCAAAAUUGCCUCUGAGAAGCUAGAGGUCUUGUAUCAGUACAGCAAGGAGACGAGACUCCUGCUCAGGAGUGACCCGCAGGACAUCUCAUCUCUCCUGGCGGCUGCGGACGAGUGUAAUGCAGCCAAGCAACAGCUGACACUGUACAGGAAGGAAUUUCAGCCAGUUCGGGAACAGUUUGAGGUGCUCAAGAAAUACCAUUAUAGCAUCCCAAGGGAGGUGAGCAGCAGCCUGGACCAGCUGGAGGAGGAGUGGGAGGCCGUGGAGGGGCUGUUGACAGAAAAAGUUCAUGAGUUGAAUUCGUCUUUGGAUGCCUUUCGCAAGACCUACAGUGACCGCUCUGAGCUGGUGCUGGAGGAGGUGGAGGCCCUCAAGGAACACUUCCGCCGCGCGCUGCCCACACGGCUUGACCGUCCCGUCCCUGAUGCCUACGACGCCAUCAACGCACUGAAGGACUUGAUGGCAGACAUCAUCAACAAGCUGAGUCUGAACGAGACUCUGACACUGCUGUCGCUGCCCACUGUUGAGUUCCCGGAGCUGCCGGCCUUCCAACACGACCUCAUGUCGGCGGAGAAGAUGUGGUCGCUACUGGAGGAGUGGCAGCAAGUCUGGGACGGCUGGUCCGCAAUGGUUGUGUGGGAGGUGAGCGUCGUGGGGCUCCAAGAGAUGCUUUCCACGUUUGGCCACAAGUUGAGGGCCAUCAAACCCUCAGUGGUGGGGGAAGUGGAGGGGAAGGCCGGUGGGGAUGGUGACUGGGAGUUGAAGGAAGAAUUCCUCACCAGGAUUGAACUGACUAAGCUGUUGGUGCCCCUGACGCUAAACCUGCAAAACGCCAGCCUUAGAACACAUCACUGGGAGCAGGUCAAGGCACUUGUCAAGGCAGACUUUGACAAGGACUCACCAGAGUUUACUCUUGGCUUCCUACAGAAGCUGAACCUCACCUCUUACAAGAAGGAAAUGUCAGCCAUCCUCGUGAACUCCACGGAGGAGGCCAAAUUGGUGGCCGAGAUCGAAGACAUCAAGACCCUUGCCUCGGAGAUCCCGCUCAGCCUCAGGCACAUACCAGCCAUGGGAGUGUCGGUUCUGGAGUCAACGUCUGCAGCCAACUCGACCAUUGUGGAGCUGAACACGCGGCUGCAGGUGCUGUCAGCCUCAGUCCACGCCAAGCCCUACACCGGGGAAAUGGACGACAUCCGCACCAUGCUGUCCUCCAUGAUCACCUUCCUGGAGCGUGUUGAGUCCCUGCAGCGGACGUGGGGCACCUGGGAACCCUUCUUUAAUAUGCAGGACGUGAGGCUCCACCUGGUGCACGCCACCUCCUCCUUUGACGCUCUCAACGACAGGUGGCGCCAGCUGUCCACUGUCAUGGCGACAGAACUCUUUCUCAAGCCUGUGGCGCUGCAGGACCACCUGAAGGAGGAGGUGGAGCACAUGACGACUGACUUCAGUCAGCUCACGAAGCAGGUGAAGCCGUACCUGCAGGACCGCCGAGAACACUACUCACGCUUCUGGCUCCUCUCUGACGAUGACCUGGUGGCCGCCCUGUCCACGGUGAUUGACGGCGAGUCAGCCAAGCCGUUCCUGCCCAAGUUGUUCACCAACGUUUCCAAGAUUAAGCAAGAGAGGAACAGUCAGCUGGCGGCAAUGGAGGUUAUUGGCGUGUACUCAAAGGAGAGCGAGUUCCUAGAGCUGGGAUCCUACAUUCCUCUGGUGGGGUCCUUCGAUACGUGGCUCAGAAACCUUUCAGUCAGUAUUGAGGCGACGCUGAAGGAGCAAAUACGACAGUGCAGGAACAGCAUGAAGUCUGUGGUGAUGAAGGUCGACGAUGUGGUGAAGCUGUGGCCGCUGCAGGUCACAGUGAUCGCCUUCCUCAUGCACUGGACGAUGGAGGUGAGUCGCUCCUUCACCAAGAGCAAGGGCAGCCUCAACGGCGACCAGCUGCAGGUGUUCAAGAAGAAAAUUAGGGACUCCCAGAUGCGCCUGGACGGCUGCCUGCAGGGCAACCUUCCCAAGCUGGUGCGGGAAAAAGUGCGUCUGUUCUACCUGACGGUGCUGCAGAUAAGGGACUUCCUGUGCGGGGCCGCUGAAGGAAAGUGGAGUCUGGCAACAGAAAGUGACAUGCCGCUGCGAUAUUCUUGGGAGAAGGACACAGACAACCUGCUGCUGCAGAUAGGUGUCCAUGAUUUAGCUUACUCCUGGGAGUACCAGGGCCUGUGGUCCCUGACAGCCCUCACACCCUCCCUCACCCAGGCCUUCACCCAGCUGGCCAAGGUGCUGUGUCAGGGCACAGCCGUGGGCCUCCUCGGAGCCCAUGGCUCAGGCAAGACCGAGGCUGUAAAGAGUCUCGCCCACCUGCUGGGGCGGCACCUGGUGGUGGUGGCGUGCACCCCCACCCUCACCGCCGCCCACCUGGCGCAGACACUGCUGGGCGUGAGUCAGUCCCCCAGUUGGCUGCUCCUGGAGGCGGCCCACUGCCUGGACGAGGACGUCGUGCCGCCCCUCGGGGAGAUGCUGAGGGUGGUGCAGGAGGGACAGCGCGCGGCAGCAGCAGCAGCAGCCAAGGCAGGAGGAGGCCGGGGCACCAAGCUGCAGCUGCCGCCGUCCGUCCUCCUGGAGGGGACGCGCCUAACUGUGUCGCCGCAGGCCGCCGUGCUGCUGGAGAUGGAGCCCGGCCAGGACGCCGCGCGGAGGACGAUGGACAUCCUGAAGCAGGUGUGUCGCCCCGUCAUCAUCUUCAAGCCAGACGUCCAGGUGGUGGCCGAGUGCCUGAUGACAGUGGACGGCUUCAGGGAGAGCAGAAGUUUGUCUCUCAAGGUGAGUGAAGCGAUGGAAAGCCUUGCCUCCGCUCUUCCUCGACGCUACGGCUGGCAGCUAGGGACCCGCGGCGCUGCCCUGCUCGUCACCCUGGCCAGGGACAUCAUCAGAAGGCAGCCAGAACUGGACGAGAUCGAUACGGUUCCCCUGGCCCUGCGAGAGCACCUCCUGCCCCAGCUAAGGGAAAACGAGCUACCAAUCUUCAAGGAGGUGUUUGAGACGCUCUUCCCAGACUUUGAAGCAGCGCCGGUCACCCACGAGGUCCUAAAGGAGGGGCUCAUGGAGGAAAUGAAUAACAAGCACUUGAUAGUGAGGGACACCUAUUUGGACAAGACCCUUCAGAUGCACGAGGCCAUCUGCAAGAACAAGAUAGUGAUCGCCUUCGGUCCCUCAGGCUCCGGAAAGUCCACUUUGCUGGAACUUCUACAUGCCGCCACGAACCACCUGAGCGAGGCUGGUCAAGCAAGUUUCAGGCCCACACGGCUCGAGGCACUCAGCCCACUGGUGGUGGAGCACGAGCUGCUGUUCGGCCCACAGGAGGAUCUGGCUGUGGGGGAGAAGGGCGGCCACCUGAUGCGCCUCAUUCAGAAAUGCCACAAGGCGCCCCCUACGUCUGACCUGUGGCUGCUCCUAGAGGGCCCCCACGACCACGAGUGGCUCUCACAGUUCUUUCUUCACGUCCACCCGACCAACGGCACCUUCUUGUGUGGCCUGCGCCAGAGUGUGUCUCUCCCCGCCAACCUGAGGAUCAUUCUUGAGGUCUCGGGGGACAUUGGCCACCUCUCCCCCGGUGAACUGUCCGCCUGCUACGCCGUUUACUUCGCUCCCCAGCCACAGCUGUGGGAGGACGUCAUCCAGAGCUGGCGAGCCACAGUCACCAACGUCAGGGUGGCUCGCGCCUUGCAGACACUCAUCAAGAAGAACUUGCCGAACUUUAUCAACAUCCUGGACUCAGAUCUCGUGGCCAAACCCCAAAUGAUCAUGAAGGCCAAAGCUUUUGUGUCCAUUAUGAACUCCCUAAUGGAGGCACAGAGAGUGACGGUCGAACCUGAAGACUGGGUGAGCCGACUCACACCCGCCUUCAUCUUCAGUAUCAUUUGGUCCUUCGGCGCCAAUCUCUCUACCAGGGAAGCCGCCGAAUUCGAGGAAGUGGUCACUCGCAUGAUCGAGGACGUGCCUGAGGGUGGCAUCUACGAUUACUUCGUCGACCCCGUCACCGGCACCUUUCUCUCCUGGGACCAUCUCUCCACUGAAGUGGAGCAACUCGACAUCCACCUCCCUGUUGUUGAGUCGAGUCUCGUGCCGACGAACCGGAUAAUCAAGUACACCAAGAUCAUCAGGACGCUGAUGGGCCAGGGCAUCCCCGUCCUGCUAAUGGGUCCGCCAGGCUCAGGCAAGACGACCGUCAUCAACAUGCUCAGACAGAUCCCGGACGAGACGCGAUCGGCCGUCAUGCUCAGCUUCACGGCCGACACGCGGCCGAAGGACAUCCAGAGGACCCUGGAGGGGCGGCUCAUGAAGCAGGGCAAGAACACGUUAGCCUGCAAGAGGUCCAAGUUACACGUGUUGAUCGAUGACCUUCACUGCAGCGAGGGCAGCGCCCACCUUCACGAGGUUCUGGCCACCGUCAGGUACACGACCCGCCGCGAGAAGCUCUUCAGCAGCGACAGCAAGGCGUUCCUGGCGCUGCCUCCACUCUGUUACCUGUUCACCUUCCAGAAAAAAGCUUGCUACUUCGGCCAGGAGAAAACUCAGGAGAUCAAUGAGCACGUGGACGCCCGCUGGCUGGAGACCUUCCAUGCCCUCACGCUACCCGAGUUUGAGGACAAAGAACUGGAAGGAAUAUUUGGCAAACUCUUUGAUAAGGCUUUAGGACAUUUUGACCAAGAGGUAAAGUGUCUGAGAACCGUGUUGGCUGAGGGUGUGGUGUACCUGUUCAGGUGUAUGGGGAAGAGGAGCCAGGUAGACUGCGGGGACCACUUGGCCCUCGUGCACCACCCGCGCCAGAUCCUCUCAGUGUUGAAGGGUCUUCAGCUCGGGGAUGAAGAGACGCAGGACAGAGACAACUUUCUGCGGCUCCUGACCCACGAGUGUUACCGGGUGUUCCAUGACCUCGGAGUGAUGCCCCGGCUGGCCUUUGAUCAGCUCAUGAAUGAGGUGCUCACAGAGUACCUGUGCAUUGGCCUCGACACCAUCACCCACGACCCCUUCAACUUCCUCCUAACGCGGCUCGGAAACGAAGAGGACCUGUACGACGACGCCAACACUCAGGCUCUGCAGCUGAUCCUUAGGAGCAGCGGACAAGCUCUCUUCGGGUCCGACCAGACCUUCGUGGUGUUCGACAGCCUCGCCCACCACGUGGUGCGGCUCCUUCGCAUCCUUGGGCACCAGCAAAAGACAGAGAAAGAACCUUCGCUGGCGCUGGGAAGCAUAGGAGGCCACGUGGUGCUGGUGGGUCCCGAAGGCUGCGGUAAGAAGACGUGUGCUCGCCUCGUGUCCUCCCUGGCAGGCUACAAGACCUACAAUGUGACGGGAACCCCCGGGGAAGAGUUUGUCAAGAGGGACCAGAUAAAGGCAGACCUGUCCUCAGGCGUUCCUGUCCUGGUGAUCAUUGACUGGAAUAUUUUGCAUUGUGUUAGGAAUUUAAAGUUUUUGAAUGACAUGUUGGUGCAACAGUUUUAUUGGUUGCCGGCCGGAGACUCUCCCGCGAACUUCAAGAUCCUCCUCUCCGUCCCGUCCCUGGAGGAGGCUCACGAGGCCCUCAAGUCCCUGCCCGCCAUGUCCAGCUACUAUAGCGUGGACAGCUUCCAGGAAUGGAGUGCCGAGGACAUGCACGCCGUGGCCAGGCAGAUCCUCACCGUGGAGAUCGGCGAGCGUCUGUCUGACAUCACACUGCAGGCCGUAACGGAGGUCAUGGCCUUCAUCCACACCAGCAGCGGCCGCGCGCCCUCGGCAAAGUUCCUGGAAUUCCUGAAAAAGUUCCUGUGGGUGUUCCGAAGCCUCCACGACGACAUUAUCAACGAGAAGGAGAGGCUGGGCACCAGCAUCGUCAAGUUUGAGGACACACAGAAGCGUGUGAAGGAGUUGUCAAACCAGCUGGAGGAACAGCGCGCCCAGGUGACCUACAUCCAGCAGUCCUGCGGCAGCGUCGUUCUCAAGAUGAGGAACAUCAGGUCUGAGCAGGGCCGCCUGGAGCAGGACCUCGCCAAGAAUGACUCCCUCCUGCAGCGCCAGAAGGACGAGUCUUCACGGAUAAGGGAACUGAUCAGCCGCGACCUGACGGCCCCAAAGCUGGAGAUGAAGGCUGUGCACCGGCGGCUGGACAGGGUUACGAGGGUGGAGAUGGAGAGCCUGAGGGGACUGAGCCGGCCGCCACGCGGCGUGGAGCUGGUGUUCGACGCAGUGCUCACCGUGCUGGAGCUCGACCCGUCCUGGAACGAGGCGAAGAAACAAAUGGCUAAUGCUCUUGACUUCGUGUCAGCCAUCAAGAAGAAGCCCGUCGAGGAAGUGAACGAAAAAGUACUCUCAAGAAUACAGGCUUACUUGAAAAUGGAGGAACUGAAUGUGGAAAAAGUGAGCGGCGAGUCUGAGACGGCAGCGACCUUCCUGAAGUGGCUGCAGGUGUUCGAGAAGUACGUGCGUGUGUACAAGGACUACCACCCUCUCAAGGUGCAGGCGGAUAUCAUCGCCAAGGAGAUCGACGCCACCGAGCAGUCCAUCAAGCAGUACAAAAACGACCUCUCGGGCUUCAGCAUCGAGCACCAGGCCCUGAUGGCGCAGCUGAAGGAGAAGGAGCAGCACCUGGAGGCAGCAGAGGAGGAGAUGAAGGUGCUGGAGGGCCGCAUACAACUGGCGCAGAAGGUGAUGGCCCAGCUGGGCCAGGACAAGAUCCACUGGGAGGAGGCUCUCUCCCACAGCAGCGUGCAGCUCAGGAACAUCUUCGGCGACGCGGUGCUGGCGGCGGCCUACGUCACCUACCUGGGCGGCGUAACGCACGCGGGGCGACGCGAGACGCUGAAGGGGUGGCAGGAAAAGAUGGACGAGCUGUGCCUCUUCCAUACGGCGGAGAAGAGCGCGCUUGACGUCCUGGCGCCGCUCCACUCACGGGUCAGGUGGCACGAGCAGGGCCUGCCCCUCGACGCCUUCUCCCUCGAGAACGCCGCCAUCAUCUGCAACUCCAGCCUCCCGCAGCUCAUCCUGGACCCCCACCGCGUCCUAGAGCAGUGGUUCCGCAACUGGAGUUCCACUGUUGAGGUUGACCUUGAGAGGAAUGACUACAUGCAAAAGCUGGAGGAGGUGCUCCGACGUGGGUCGACCUGCCUCAUCGUGCAGGAGGAGCUGGCACUGCCCACCCCCGUGCUACAAGUGCUGGAGAUGGAGCGGCACGCGCGGGACGGCCAGAGCUUUCUGCUGGUGGGGGAGAGCGAGCUGCAGAUCCACGACAACUUCAAGAUCGUGAUUCUCCUGACGAGCCGAGAACCGCAGAUCACCAGCAACAUGAGGAGCCUCGCCAACGUGGUCAGCAUGAAGAGCCAGCAGGAGGGCCUGGAGGCGCUGCUGACCUCCCGCGUGGCCUCGCACUACCAGCCUGACCUCGUAGACUCGUUGAAGAAGAAUGAGUGGGACCUUCUGGAGCGGGAGCGGCAGCUGGCGGAGCAGGAGGACACGAUACGCACACUCAUGUCCCGCUUCGAUGACGACGUGCUGGAAGAGAACAGCCUGAUGGAGCGGCUGCAGACGGCGUGCUCGCGGGCCUCGGAGGCGAAGCGGAAGUGCAAUGAUCUGAGGAAGAGUCUAGAAACCGCCAAGGAGGGCAACGCCACGUACCGGAAGAUCGCGGGGCUGCUAACGCGGCUGUACCUCAUCGUGGAGAGGCUCCCGCGUCUGCAGCCGUCCCUUGAGCUGGGUCUGGAGCAUCUCAGCGUGCUUGUCAUCGGGGAGAUGCACCUGCAGAGUCUUGUUACUUCCUGGGGCCAAAUGCUCGGCCAGAACAUUGUCAUCAAGAUGCUGCAGAGCGUGUACAGGCACCUGGAGGAGCAGGUGAGCCCCAUCUCCCUCGUGACGGUGGGCCUCAUCCUGGCCACCUGGUACGAGUGUCACAUCGGCCUCACCACGCCACAGUUCUGCUCGCUGCUCUACACGCAGCUGGUGGACCAGGACGGACCCCUGCCCCUCCCACUAGACCUCAGGGCACACCUGACCGCCGCACCCCACAGUGCCCCGGCGCUGCCGCCCUUUGACCCGGGGAAGCACUCCGCCCUGCGCCCCGCGUGGCUCACCGAGCGGCAGUGGCUCCAGGUUGUCGCUCUUUCCAAGAUCAAUCCAUUCCAGGAGCUGGCGGAGCACAUCGUGGCUCACGAGAACCUGUGGCGUGUGUGGUACAUCACGGAGCAGCCCGAGGCCGGGGCGCUGCCCAAGAAGAUGGAGCGGAAGAUCAGGGGUGUGGCGAAGCUCAUUUUGAUCAACUGCCUGCGUCCAGACCGCCUUGACGAGGCGUCCAUGAUGUACGUGCAGCGAGUUCUGAAGCACGAGACCAGCGAGGCCACGGCCAAGGCGCUCCUCUCCGUGGCGGGCAAGGGCAGCGCCGCCUCGCCCGUCAUCGUGUACAGCUCCGUGCCGCUGGACGUGGAGUUCGUGCUGCGCCAGAUCCAGACGCUGUGCCACCCCAUCAUCUCCACCGACCCCGAGCCCCUGGACGUGCUGGCGCUCGGGCAGGGGCGGGAGGAGAGCCUCUCCCUCAGGCUACAGCGGUGCCUCCUCAAGGGCCACUGGCUGCUCCUCAAGAAGAGCACCACGGCCGACUCCUGCAUCACCCGCCUCAACAAACUCCUGCGGGACGGUUCGCUCGCCGCCGCGCACAAGCGGUUCCAGAUUUGGAUGUAUUUUGACAAUGACGACAAGCUGCCGUCCAGCCUGAUGACGGCGUGCCGCAAGGUGUACCUGAGCCUGCCAGGCACCGUGAAGGAGUCGCUGCGCCACCUCUACGAACUGGUCGGGGACUCCCGUCUCGCUUCCUACUCCAACGAGUGGAGCAAGUGGUGCCUCCUGAGCCUGGCUCUGUUCCACAUCGCCUUCAUCACCCGCCAGACGCUGGAGAACAACAGCACCCCGCUGGCCAUCGUCCUCGGGGACGCCCAGUGGGAGGAGGCAGAGAACAUGCUGCGGACGCUGCUGACAGGCGGCCACCCCGCUGACGGCUCCCUGCUGACCUCCCUCACCCCGCACCUCGUGGACCUUUACUUGGGGGGUUGCCUCACCGAGGAGUGCCGCAACGUCCUCACCCAGCUGAUGCUCGUCUACCUCUCCCCCGAGGCCAUCCAGAACGUGCCCGGCAGAGUGUCCGCCCUCACCCACUACACCGUGCCCCGCGCCAGCUCCCUCGAGGACCACUUUGCCCAGAUGGAAUUCAUCUACUUGGCGCAGGAUGUGUCGCUCACAGGCGUGGCGCCCAUGGUCAUCCUGCAGAACCAGCGGGACGAGGCCAGGGACAUCAAUAUUGCCCUGCGGACACUCAACGAGCAGAAGACGUCCUGCCGCUCGCUGCGGGACACCGUGUGGCCGCGGCGCUUCGCUGAGCUCAGGGACAGAAAGCUGAAGUCCCGGAAAGUGCAAGGGGCGCUCCAGGCCAUCAUGCGGCAGGAGUACGAUGACUGUUCGUGGACCGUGCGGCAGGUGGCCUCCAAGCUGACCGUCACCGAGGACUUGGACACCAUCAACGGCCUUUUGCAGGACAGCUCCCCGAGCCUCGACAUUACCAAGGACGACACGGAGCUGCGCAAGACCGAGUCCAGGCUCAGGAAGCUCAACGCCCGGGCAGACUUCCUGUGGGAGAUGGCGGGCAGCCGCGAGCCACCGCGAAGCCUCCGGCUGGGCUUGCUGCAGGAGCCGGCGGCAGCCUGGGCGGCCGUGACGCGCAGCUACUGGGGUGAACUGCGGCCGGCUGCCCUGGAGGUGGCGGUGCUGACGAGGUCCCUGAGCGCUUGUCUGGCCUCAAAGGGGGCGGAGGAAGACGUGAAGGGCGUCGGAGAAGAAGAGGAAAGUCCCUCGCUGGUGCUGGAGAAGCUGGUGCUACGCGGCGCUUGCUGGGACGCGGCGGCCGAGGUGCUCAUGACGGAGGAGCUGGGGGCCGGCCUGCCCGCCGCCACCACGCUGGACCUCACCGUCACCAAGUGCACCGCCCGCGUCAAGAAGGUGCUCAAGAAGGCCGGCAGAGCGUACCGCACACCCGUCCACGUUGGGGGCGAGGACACCUGCGCGCCGCUGUUCUGGGUGCACCUUCCCCUCGCCUCCAGCAUCACCAGCCACACCUGCCUCCUGAGCGGCGUGCGGCUCAUCACCGCCUGAGCCAGCAACCCCUGACUAUAGGCCCUGUACACGACGCCUUAUACGCGGUCGUCCCACUCCAGGCUCCAAAUUUGAAGUAGUUCGCGCAGGGCGUCACACGGUUCCGCUAUAAGGGUUCAACUCUAGGCUCCUAGGUCCCGCUACCUUUAACUUGCACUGUAUUUGUUACACAAGGGUCAUCCUGUGCGUGGGACGACUAUGUAUUCUUGGACUGUGCUGUUCACUACAACUUAGUAAAUUCACACGUCAGAUUCAGGCAGACCCACCAUCGUGCAU
Eriocheir sinensis (Chinese mitten crab) is the source of this 12352-nucleotide messenger RNA. Its product is annotated as dynein axonemal heavy chain 2-like. The record is from RefSeq and is a predicted model, not a curated record. NCBI's taxonomy places the organism in Eukaryota, Metazoa, Arthropoda, Malacostraca, Decapoda, Varunidae. The coding region runs from base 14 to 12076 and encodes 4020 amino acids. Gene Ontology annotation, biological process: microtubule-based movement. The transcript has 9 exons. Gene Ontology annotation, molecular function: dynein light intermediate chain binding; ATP binding; minus-end-directed microtubule motor activity. Gene Ontology annotation, cellular component: dynein complex.